AUGUAUAGAACAAUAGCGAAGUGCGAACAGGGAAUAAUAUGUUUAAUCCUCCCAAACAGUAAAAGGCCACGUGCAUUUACGGGACAGAGAUCAGAGAGAUUGAUAAGAAGGACAAAAAACAGGUUGGAAUAUCAACGAGGAGAGACUGGCUUGUCAAUAACCACUUCUAAGAGCAAAAAAGUCCUUCUUAAACAGCUGGAAACCACCGACAGUGGAAACUAUAGGGUAGCUUUAACGGAAGUCAAAGCCCUAGGUGAAACCAAUUACGUAUUAGUCUGUUCUACUAAUAUUUUAGAAGAAGUUUUAAAGCAAUUGCAGCAAGUAGGAAUGAUGACGGAAACAUAUAACUAUCUCAUCACAAAUUUGGAUACGCAGACAGUAGAUCUGUCGCCGUUUCAGUAUGCAGGCACCAAUAUAACAGCGAUAAGAAUGUUGGAUCCUGACAGUAAAGAAGUCACACAAAUAACAGAAAACAUACAAAAAAUGAGUGCCCUGCCAUUUUCCGGUAUUCCAAUUCUUCUUCAAGCAUGGAAAACUAAACUAGAAACAGCACUUAUCAUUGACGCAGUGCAACUGUUCUACGAAACCAUCUAUGAUCUCACUAAGAAUAAAAAGAAAGUCAUCAGAGGUGUUUCUUUAUCCUGUAGCAACCAAAGUAACUGGAAUGAGGGAUAUACGAUUACAAAUCUAAUGAAAUCAGUUGGUAUUAUCUGCUUUUUAUUAUAG
This is a messenger RNA of Diabrotica balteata, 726 nucleotides long. Lineage: Eukaryota; Metazoa; Arthropoda; Insecta; Coleoptera; Chrysomelidae. The record is from the annotation of a GenBank genome assembly.